AACAAUGCCAAGUUCAUAUGUUCAUAGGAAAAAACAAACUUGAUUAUACUCAUAAGACAAAGGCAUGCGUUUGUCUUACACUUGGUAGCACCGCAUGUUCAAGGAGUUGUUUAGAUCAGAGCCUGCCUCAGCCUUUUCCACAUCUGAGGUUAUUCACUUAUAAGGACAACAGAUUAACAAUGGAACUACCAAAAGAAUAUAUAUUCAAAUACAAAGGAAUAUAUUUUGAUGACAGUGAUAUAUUUUUAGCUACUUACCCCAAAUCAGGAACUGUGUGGACUCAGAACAUUUUGAGCUUAAUAUUUUUUGAAGGCCACCGUAAUGGAACAGAAAAUGUGGAAAAUUUAGACAGAAUCCCAUGGCUGGAAUACAAUGUAAAUAAAAGGGAUUAUGCAACUCUUCCUUCGCCUCGUAUCUUGGCCACUCACCUGCCUUACUACUUAGUGCCAAGAGGCCUGAGAAACAAAAGAGCUCGUAUUAUUUAUAUUACCAGGAACCCUAAGGAUGUUAUGAUUUCUUACUACCACUUUUCCAAAUAUAUGAAAACACUAGAGGAAAUCCCAGAUUUAAACAUUUUCAUGGAGAGAUUUUUAUCUGGCAAAGUACUUGCCAGUUCCUGGCUGGAUCACGUCUCAGGCUGGUUCAGUCAUGCAGAGGAUUUCAAUAUACUCUUUCUUACCUAUGAAGAAAUGAAAAAGGAUCUCAGAAGUGCUGUGCUGAAGAUCUGCAACUUCCUAGGCAAGAAACUGAAUGAAGAGGAACUGGACAGUGUUGUGAGACAGGCUACAUUUGAGAACAUGAGAAAAGAUCCCAGGGCGAACUAUGAGAGCCUGCCAGAUGACAUCAUAGCGAGAGAGAAGGGUAGUUUUCUACGAAAAGGCACUGUUGGAGACUGGAAAAACACGAUGACAGUCGCACAGAAUGAAAGGUUUGACAAAGUUCUUGGAGAGAAAAUUAAGACCCUGCCCAUCAAAUUCGUCUGGGAUAUUAACAAUGAAGCGUAGGCUGGUUUUUGCAUUUCAUCACCCUGAGUGGACAUAUCUGAAGUUAUAGAAGAAGAAAAUACAUCCACUUUCAUCUGUGUUAUAAAUACAAUUAUGACGACAACUCAGUCACAAAAUAUGAGUUGUCUGAGGAACCUAUUCAAUUCCACCAGUUUCCCAUUUGUAAUUUUACAAGGUAUUUUAAUUAACUUUCUUAGUAAACUGACUUUCUUCAUGUUUGCUUUUACUUUCAUUGGUUUUAAUAAUAAAAGGGUUUUAGACGACAAAAUGAGGAUAGAUUGGUACUUCUAAAAACUUCCUGAAAAUUGUUUCCCUUGUGCAUUUUGUGAGACUUCUUUUGGUACAACCUUCAAUGUCCAAACUGGAUGUAAGACUGACCAGCUGUGGUGUGGUUAUGCUUUGACAUGUUUGAGUUCCUAUUUCCAUGGUAAACAUUGAUACUCAACCCUCUGCUAUUAAAGUGACUUUUGUGUUG
This is a messenger RNA of Cuculus canorus (common cuckoo), 1479 nucleotides long. RefSeq names its product amine sulfotransferase-like. Gene Ontology annotation, biological process: sulfation. The record is from RefSeq and is a predicted model, not a curated record. Gene Ontology annotation, cellular component: cytoplasm. Gene Ontology annotation, molecular function: sulfotransferase activity. Lineage: Eukaryota; Metazoa; Chordata; Aves; Cuculiformes; Cuculidae.